Messenger RNA from Suricata suricatta (meerkat), 2439 nucleotides. It is a transcript of the gene TCF3, whose product is annotated as transcription factor 3. Gene Ontology annotation, cellular component: transcription regulator complex. Gene Ontology annotation, biological process: immunoglobulin V(D)J recombination; regulation of transcription by RNA polymerase II. The coding region runs from base 42 to 1946 and encodes 634 amino acids. The transcript has 18 exons. The record is from RefSeq and is a predicted model, not a curated record. Gene Ontology annotation, molecular function: RNA polymerase II cis-regulatory region sequence-specific DNA binding; DNA-binding transcription factor activity, RNA polymerase II-specific; protein dimerization activity. Lineage: Eukaryota; Metazoa; Chordata; Mammalia; Carnivora; Herpestidae.
GGCUGUCUCUAGGCCUGAGGUGCCCACCCUGGCCCCGGAGAAUGAACCAGCCACCGAGGAUGGCGCCCGUGGGCACAGACAAGGAGCUCAGUGACCUCCUGGACUUCAGCAUGAUGUUCCCGCUGCCAGUGGCCAACGGCAAGGGCCGGCCCACCCCCCUGGCUGGCGCCCAGUUUGGAGGCUCAGGUCUCGAGGACAGGCCCAGCUCCUGGGGCGCCGGCGACCCGAACAGCUCUUCCUUCGACCCUGGCCGGGCCUACGGCGAAGGCACACACUUCACGGAGUCCCCCGGCAGCCUCUCUCCGUCAACAUUCCUGGGACCCGGGCUUGCGGGCAAGGGCAGCGAGCGGGGCGCAUACACCGCCUUCGGGAGAGAUUCGGGGGCUGGCGGCCUGAGUCAGGCCGGCUUCCUUCCCAGCGAGCUGGCCCUCAGCAGCCCCGGGCCACUGUCCCCCGCGGGCACCAAGGGUGGCUCCCAGUAUUACUCCUACGCCGGCCACCCUCGGCGGAGAGCCGCAGAGAGCGGGCUGGACACGCAGCCCAAGAAGGUCCGGAAGGUGCCUCCAGGUCUCCCGUCCUCGGUGUACCCGCCCAGCUCCGGUGAGGACUACGGCAGGGAUGCCGCCGCCUACGCCCCUGCCAAGACCCCCGGCGGCACCUACCCCACCCCCUUCUACGUGGCGGACGGCAGCCUGCACCCUUCGGCCGAGCUCUGGGGCCCCUCGGGCCAGGCGGGCUUCGGGCCCGUGCUGGGCGGGGGCUCGUCCCCCCUGCCCCUCGCGCCAGGCGGUGGCUCUGUGGGCAGUGGUGGGGGGUUCGGCGGCCUGCCGCCCCACGAGCGCAUGGGCUACCAGCUGCACGGAACGGAGGUGAACGGCCGGCUCCCAGCAGUGUCCACCUUCGCAUCGGCCCCCGCAGCCGCCUACGGCAGCGCCCCCAGCCACACGCCCCCCGUCAGCGGGGCCGACAGCCUCCUGGGCUCCCGAGGGACGACGGCCGGCAGCUCUGGGGACGCCCUCGGGAAGGCGUUGGCCUCGAUCUACUCCCCGGAUCACUCAAGCAAUAACUUCUCCUCCAGCCCCUCGACCCCCGUGGGCUCCCCACAGGGCCUGGCAGGGACGUCGCAGUGGACCCGGACAGGGGCCCCCGGUGCCUUAUCGCCCAGCUAUGAUGGGGGUCUCCACGGCCUGAUGGAGGACCACCUGGACGAGGCCAUCCACGUGCUGCGCAGCCACGCGGUGGGCGCCGACGCCCACGGACUGCUGCCCGGCCCCGGGGCCCUGGCCCCCGGCUUCCCCGGCCCCGGCGUGCCCCUGGGCGGGCGACACGCCAGCCUGGUCGGAGGCGGCCACUCGGAAGACGCGCUCACGGGCAGCGGCAGCCUCCUGCACAGCCACGGCGCCCUCCCCGACCUGUCCCGGCCCCCGGACUCCUACAGCGGACUCGGGCGAGCCAGCGCCCCCUCGGGUGCCGGCGAGAUCAAGAGGGAGGAGAAGGAGGACGAGGAGAGCGCGUCGACGGCCGACCCCUCGGAGGAGGACAGGAAGGAGCCGAAGGGCCCCAGGCCGCGGACCAGCAGUACGGAGGAGGUGCUGUCCCUGGAGGAGAAAGACCUGAGGGACCGGGAGAGGCGCAUGGCCAAUAACGCGCGGGAGCGGGUGCGCGUGCGCGACAUUAACGAGGCCUUCCGGGAGCUGGGGCGCAUGUGCCAGAUGCACCUCAAGUCGGACAAGGCGCAGACCAAGCUGCUCAUCCUGCAGCAGGCCGUGCAGGUCAUCCUGGGCCUGGAGCAGCAGGUGCGAGAGCGUAACCUGAACCCCAAAGCAGCUUGCUUGAAGCGAAGAGAAGAGGAGAAGGUGUCGGGAGUGGUCGGAGACCCCCAGAUGGUGCUUUCGGCGGCCCACCCCGGCCUGAGUGAACCCCACAACCCCGCAGGGCACAUGUGAGCGGGCCGCGACGAGCGACCGCCCCACGCCCGCAGCACGCCGGUGGUCCGCAUGGAGCCAGCGCCGCCGCAGGGGUGGGGGUGCACCUCCUGGGCCUUGAGGUCUCACCGCCUGGACGCCUCGGGGACUUUCCUCCUGGGUCUGAACCGGCCCAAAAGGACAGUGUUGUUUUGUUUUUCAUUUGUAAACAAAACCAGAAAGCAAGCAAGAUACACUCUUUGUCAGAAGAGACAAAAAAAUGCCUUAAGUAUAGAACGCGGGGGAGUCCAGACCUGCCGCUCGCCGGCCGCGGAGGCCCCGGCGGUUCUGGAGGAGCCGCGACUGUGCCUACGCCUGACCCUUGUCUUAAGGAAACUAAAGGAUGUUAGUUAGAUUUUUUUUUUAACGUAUUAGAAAAUUAGCAACAAUGAUGCCUUUGAUCUUUUUUUAAGCUUUUUUGCAUAUGUUUUGUAAGCAACAAAUUUUUUGUAUAAAAGUCUCGUGUCUCUUGCUA